Molecule: messenger RNA, 2599 nt
Organism: Daphnia carinata
Lineage: Eukaryota; Metazoa; Arthropoda; Branchiopoda; Diplostraca; Daphniidae
Product: monocarboxylate transporter 12-like
Exons: 14
Coding region: 968-2449 (493 amino acids)
Biological process (GO): transmembrane transport; monocarboxylic acid transport
Molecular function (GO): monocarboxylic acid transmembrane transporter activity
Source: RefSeq, a predicted model, not a curated record
CACUAUUUGAAUGGCUUCUCUUGCUGUUCCAUGAACUGUGUCAUACGAAACCACAAAAAUAUGAGAUAUUGUACUCAGCGAUAACAGCCAUACCAAAUGAAGAUGAAGCGGAUCAUCAAAACCAAGGGACAGCUAAAAAAACAACCUGAUGAUAACGGGAGAGUCAACGCUGAAAACCAGGAGCAGCAGAACGGAAGCGAACCAAUCACAAAAAAGUCCAGUCUAAAACAUUUCACAAACUACUUGGUGGACAAGUUCUUGCCACACAAUAAUUAGGCGAUAAUUAGCAGCCUUUGACAAACAUUUAACCCUAUGGCGGAAAAUGAAACUUUAAUGCGAUAUACUUGGAGGAGGAUGGGCAAUCAUAAGAAUGGACAAUCAUAAGAUUGGACAAAGCUGAUAAAACAACUUUAAUGUUAUCGAGUCUUCAACCUAUUAUUGAACCUUACUUUGGCCAAAGGAAUACGCUAUUUCUUUCAUUUAGAUUUAAUUGCAUUUUAUUCCAUUUUAUUCGUUUAUCUGCGGCCGAUUUACCUAAUGGAUUGAAAGGAGCAGAAUAGCUCGAUGAUUGGCAAAAAAUAAGAAGGAAGGAUUACUAAGAUUCUAUUUGAGGAAUGUUCCAGGCAGAAAUAAUCAAUAAUCAGAGUCGCUUAGCUGCCAUACCAGUCUACGGCAAACGAUCACACUCACAGAGUUGCAAUCGAAGCGACCUCUUUUAUUGCAUUACAGGGUCGUCUGCAUUUGUUCCCGACCUCAGUGAUCUCGUAACUUUUAACAACGAAUACUCAAUGAAUCCGACUGGAAAAGGAGUUGGGCAGAACGCUGAACAAGGUGUGGAUUACUGUCGAAUGUGAAUAAAAAAUGACGAGACAGACCAGUGUUUGGCCAGUAGCGAAGACACCAUCAACGAAAAAGCUCCGCAAUCCAGUUUUGAGCGCAGUGAAUUGCCUAGAGCAUCUGGGGAGAGAUGGCUAGUCAAGAUCAAUUUAGUUCAGGCAGCAAGGAUUUCGGAGAAGUGGUGGCAGAAGAGAAAGAAGAAGAUCCUAAAGAUGAGUAUGUAAUUAUUCCGCCGGAUGGAGGAUACGGCUGGAUCGUUACGGCAGCCAGCUUCCUCUGCAUCCUCAUUUCAGAUGGAAUACUUUUCAGCUUCGGACUAAUCCUCUCUGAAUUGGAACGCGUUUUCGACGAACCUGUUGCCAAAGUCGCGUGGAUUUUUUCUAUCGUUAACGGCAUUUCUCUCAUGUCAGGUCCCAUAGCUUCGGCAUUGAGUAACCGGUUUAGCUUCCGGACCAUCGUUUUAACGGGUAGCAUGUUCGGAUUCAUUGGGUUAUCGACCUCUGCCUUAGCACAGUCUGUCGAUAGUUUAUUUUUCACGCUCGGUGUCCUGUUCGGCCUCUCCAUCGGCUUGAUUUUCACACCAAUCGUCGUAGGUGUGGGGUUUUAUUUCGACAAAAGACGGGCACUGGCCACCGGCAUUACAGUUUGCGGUUCCGGAGCUGGCACCUUUGUCUUUGCUCCCAUCAUUUAUUUGUUAUUAGAAACGUACGCAGUCAGAGGGACGUUUCUUAUCCUGAGUGCCAUUUACUUGAACUGUGCAGUUCUCGGAUCGCUGCUCGUUCCGCUGAAACCUCAACGACGAAAGAAGGUGGAAGAAGGUGUGAAACUUCUCGACAUUGAUGCUGUGCCAAUUGCGAUAGAAAAAUCGCCUACUUUUAAUGGCAGGAAGUCCGACCCGAAGGCUCUGGAACAAGGGCUAUCAAACAGCGUAAAAUCCGUCAAAGCAACUCAGACUGUUAGCGUAGUAAAAGAAGUGAAGUUAACGAAAUGGGCGUAUUGGUCAAACAUCUUCAAAUUUUCGCUGUUUCGAUCACCGACUUUUGUCCUCAUUUGCGUGUCAAGUUUCUUCCAAUCCAUUGGAUGGUUUGUACCUUUCGUCUACUUGGCAGCUCACGCGGUCGAAACGGGAGUCCCGAAAGAGGAAGCCUCCUUUCUCCUUUCAAUCGUUGGAAUAUGCAGCAUGAUGGGCCGUCUUAUCAACGGAUGGCUUUCCGACCACCCCAAGGUCAGCGUCCUACUUCUCAAUAAUGUCGGUCUUACCGCGUCCGGUUUGCUGAUUAUCCUUUGCCCAUUCUUCAUCUCUUACGAACUCCUCGUAUUUUAUUCCGUUAUACUCGGACUCGCCUUAUCAUGCACCGCUGUUACGCGACCCAUUUUACUUGGGGAAUUGCUCGGCUUGGAAAAUGUCAACAACGCUUACGGCUUCAUGCUCGUGUUUUACGGAGUUGCGACGCUUUUCGGAACACCCAUGGCUGGUUUACUUUACGAUACUCUGGGUGAUUAUCACGGAGCCUUUUACCUUGCCGGAUCUUCCGUCCUUUUGUCUGCUUUUAUGUGCUACCCGCUUGGCAGGAUAAAUCGGUGGGAAAAGGGACGCAAUGCCAGAAGCUGAAGAGCCUUCUCUUCAUCGGAAUUACGCUCGUAAUUGCUGCCAAACGCGAACACAUUUUGAAAUCGUUCCAACACUCCAGGAUUUAAAUUUUAAUUAAUGGCGCACUAAGAAAAAAAUUAUCCGCUUUUUAUGGUAAGUUAAUACAUUUUU